Staurois parvus is the source of this 318-nucleotide messenger RNA. NCBI's taxonomy places the organism in Eukaryota, Metazoa, Chordata, Amphibia, Anura, Ranidae. The record is from the annotation of a GenBank genome assembly.
UUCUUUGAUGUUUGUGGAAUCCUGCUUGGACCAAACCCAGGGCAUUUCUGCUCAUCCUCACUGGCAAGGUCAAGGGGAGGAAUAAGUUAAGUAGUUCUUGGGUUAUAGCAGUGUUUCUCAACUCCAGCCCUCAUGGACCCCCAACAGGUCAUGUUUUCAGGAUUUCCCUCAGAUGAAACAGCUGUGGUAAUUACUAAGGCAGUGAAACUGAUCAAAUCACCUGUGCAAAUUAAUGGAAAUCCUGAAAACAUGACCUGUUGGGGGUCCAUGAGGACUGGAGUUGAGAAACACUGGGUUAUAGCAAUGAAGCAAGCUAGA